Molecule: messenger RNA, 615 nt
Organism: Coffea arabica (coffee)
Lineage: Eukaryota; Viridiplantae; Streptophyta; Magnoliopsida; Gentianales; Rubiaceae
Source: RefSeq, a predicted model, not a curated record
AUGGUGUCGCUGAAGCUUCAGAAGUGGCUCGCCGCCAGCGUCCCCAAGUGCGGCAGAGGCAAGGUCUGGCUGGACCCCAAUGAAGGCAACGAAAUCUCCAUGGCCAAUUCCAGAAUGAAGGAGGCGAAGAGAAAGGGACGCCAUUCGCCUCCUUCAUUCUGGAUACGCUUCAUGAGAGGAAAAGGCAAGGAAACAACUCUGACCUGCUCUUGUGGCAGUAAAACCAAUUUGAAGACUUCAUGGACUGAUAGGAACCCGGCAAGGAGAUAUGUUGAAUGUCCUAAUGGCAAGGUUGAUGGCUGUGGUUAUUGGAAUUGGUAUGAUGAAGAAAUGUGUGAGCGUUCGAAACAAGUCAUACCCGGUCUUUUAAGAAGAAUAAAUAGGGUGGAAAUCGAGAAUGAAACUUUGCGGCAACAAAUUCUCAAGUUGCAAAAGAAAGCUGAGAAAAUGGAGGAUAAAGUAAAAAAUCUGAAGGAGAAGCUUGGAAGAAAGAAUGUGAAAAAAAUGGUCAUUGUUCUUUUUGUUAUAGCCUGGACAAUUGUUAAUGCAUCAAUGUGGAUUUGGGGGCCUAACAAGGGACAGAAGUUUGGAAGGCUGCAAAUUGAUGGCUACUAG